Prorocentrum cordatum is the source of this 466-nucleotide messenger RNA. The record is from the annotation of a GenBank genome assembly. Lineage: Eukaryota; Dinophyceae; Prorocentrales; Prorocentraceae.
GAGGCGAGGGGCCCUCGGCGCCCCCUCCUCCUCAGUGGGCGCCGGCUUGCCCACGAUGUCCCUCCUGGCGCUGCUGCACCGAGUGCGCACCAACGAUUUCUCGCUGAAGCGGCUGGUGAUAGACGACAUCCUGCUGUUCGACCUCGGCCUCAGGGGGACCCAGGUCGACAUUGCUGGCAUCGCUCUCGCCAAUGCGCUGAAGGUCAACGGCGUUCUGGAGUCGGUCAUGGUGGAGAGCCUUGCCGUCGGGGACACCGCCGGCGUCGCGUUUGCGGAGGCCUUGAAAGCCAACCAGAAGGUCAAAGCCUUGCAGCUCACUGGCGGGCUGCUGAGCAACACGACCAUGGCGGCGCUGGCGGAGCUCCGCCGACACCUCGCAGCUCUUGACAGUCAUCAGCGCGCAGAAGCAAGUGUUGCGGGGCCUCGUCGGGGCGGUUCUCGGAGCGGCUCGCCCCUUGCCCUUACC